Fusarium mangiferae is the source of this 1035-nucleotide messenger RNA. RefSeq lists its product as uncharacterized. Bases 1 to 1035 code for a protein of 344 amino acids. The record is from RefSeq and is a predicted model, not a curated record. The transcript has a single exon. Lineage: Eukaryota; Fungi; Ascomycota; Sordariomycetes; Hypocreales; Nectriaceae.
AUGUCCAGCCAACAGAGCUUCCCUAAUGGCGAAUUACAGCUCCCAGUCUUCUUCGCAUGCAUUUUCUACAACACCGACACAAUGCAAUACCACGAGUGCAGGCACAUGCGUCUUCGCCGACCAAGUGACGUCUCCUGGCACCUCGAACGGUGUCACACGUUGCAAGAGGUCAGACUGUGUACGACUCGAGAGGCCAAGGCUGCCGUUAAGAAUGGAAAAGAGAAAAGCAUUUGCACAGAUCCCAAGGAAAUCAAGGUCUACGAUCCGAUCUGUCGUCUAAUGUUCUGUGGCCCAACGGCGGAGGCGGAUCGCCAACGCCACCUGGAUGCUAAUAUGUGCGAACUAAAGACUAUUGAAGAGACGGGCAAGUUGCUACCUGGAGAGCUCCAAGAAGUCCUUAAGAAGCGUGACAGGGCGAAGGCCAGCCCUGAAGACAAGUGGUACGCAAUGUGGAGCGGGUGUAUUCCACCUCUGGCAACGACAAGAUUUUGGACCGUCCCAGCAUCCCCAUACGUCCAGACGACCGUCGCCCGCGAGGCUGCUGAGACAAUCAUCCGGCGUGCCCUAGACAAUCUGCAUAUCACAACGGAGCUCCAUAGGUCUACGUUCGAUGAGAUUGUCAACGGACUAUACCCUGCUCAGUCUGGCGCUGGGCCUAAAGUCAAGAAAAUCGUCAAGGAGCAGCAGAAAAAGCGAACUUCAAUUCUCGAAGCAGAAGUCGAAAAGUUUUAUCGAUCGGCCUUUAAUUCCUCAGAGGUGACACCGCUAGGCUUACAGCCCGCCGCUCCCCUGCACCAUCAACUACAGAAACAGACACUCGAGCAAGCAAACAAUGGCAUGGCGAGUCCAUCAAGCCUCCUCUCAGGAGAAUCACAUCCGUUGCAGCAGUCUUACUCUGAUAUGCCUUCACAUUACCCUCACCCGGAAACCCAAGCACCUUCCCAAAUGACUGGUUCUGCAUAUGGGCAGUAUAUGGAAUCGUAUGACUAUCAUCCUUCAAACGAGUACACUGGCGGUUUCAGUGACGCUUACUAG